Messenger RNA from Impatiens glandulifera, 588 nucleotides. RefSeq lists its product as uncharacterized. Gene Ontology annotation, molecular function: DNA binding. The coding region runs from base 1 to 588 and encodes 195 amino acids. Lineage: Eukaryota; Viridiplantae; Streptophyta; Magnoliopsida; Ericales; Balsaminaceae. The transcript has a single exon. The record is from RefSeq and is a predicted model, not a curated record.
AUGGAUAAGCAAGAACUUCAGUUUCAAUCUCAACAUAAUACUCAAGUUCCUAACGAAGUUAGGAAUACUCAAGUUACUAAUGGAUCUAGUAAUGGAGUUAGUGAUACUCAAGUUACUAUUGAAGCUAAUGAAGCUACUAUUGGUAAAAGGAAAAGAGAAGAAUCUGAUACUAUCAAUAUUCCUAAAUCAAAUAGAAAAGCAUCUCAAGUUUGGGAUCACUUUACAAAGCUAGUAGAUUCAAAUCCACCUAGGUCACUUUGCAACUAUUGUGGAAAAGAUUAUGCAUGUGCCUCCAAAACUAAUGGGACAAGUAAUAUGUGGAAUCAUUUAAGGACACAAUGUAAAAAUUCUCCCAUUAGAAAUUCAUUGACAAAACAAACUGUUUUGUGUUUUGAUACCAAAAAAGGUGUUGGAGGUGAUCAUUUGAAAACCACUCACUACAAUUAUGAAGCUUCUAGAAAGUGUUUGACAAAAAUGAUUUUUAAAGACAAAUUAGCUUUUAGUGCAGUCGAGGGUGAAGGGUUUAGAGAAUUCGCUCAAUCUUUAGAAUCUAGAUUUGUUGUUCAUAUUUAUUCGCGCAAUCUCUAA